CCGCGCCGGGCGCUGCGGCCGCCGCGCUCGGCCCUCCGCGGCGGAGCGGUCCCCGCCGGCAGCGGCGCAUAAGGCCAGGGCCUCCCCACUUCAGCUACAGUGCUGGCUAAGUCGGGGAAGGCAAGCACGGAGCGGAGCCGCGGGCGCCGGGCCGGGGCGGCGGCGCAGCCGGCGGGCAUGGCGCGGGCGGCGGAGCGGCGGCGCUGCGGGCCUUUGGUUGGUUAUUUCACGUCCGCCAAGUUUCUGCUCUACCUUGGCCAUGCGCUGUCCACCUGGGGAGAUCGUAUGUGGCAUUUUGCUGUGUCUGUGUUCCUGGUUGAGCUUUAUGGAAACAGCCUACUCCUGACUGCAGUCUAUGGACUGGUUGUGGCAGGAUCAGUCCUUCUCCUGGGAGCCAUUAUUGGAGACUGGGUGGACAAGAACUCCAGGCUCAAAGUGGCCCAGACAUCCUUGGUUGUGCAGAAUGCAUCUGUCAUCCUGUGUGGUGUUAUCCUGAUGAUUGUCUUCUUGUUUAAGACACAGCUCUUGACCUUAUACCAUGGAUGGCUUCUUACGAUGUGCUAUAUCCUGGUUAUCACGAUAGCAAAUAUUGCCAAUUUGGCCAGCACUGCCACAGCGAUCACAAUUCAGAGGGACUGGAUUGUGGUGGUUGCAGGGGAAGACAGAAGCAAACUGGCAGAUAUGAAUGCCACAAUACGAAGAAUCGACCAGUUGACCAAUAUCCUGGCCCCAAUGGCAGUUGGGCAGAUAAUGACGUUUGGCUCCCCAGUGAUUGGCUGUGGAUUCAUUUCGGGUUGGAACCUGAUGUCUAUGUGCGUGGAGUAUCUGCUGCUCUGGAAGGUCUAUCAGAAAACCCCUACUCUUGCUCUCAAGUCUACAAAAGUUGAAGAAUCAGAAUUGAAACAGUUGAAUGUAAAGAAAGAGAGUGACACACAACCUGCUGAAGGAGUGCAGUUAAUUGUUGAGAAAGAUGUAACUGGCUCUGAGCCUCAACAGGAGAAGAAAGUCAGCUGUGCUGCCCGGAUUGCUGAACCUUUCAUCACGUUUCGUGAUGGAUGGGUUGCAUACUACAACCAGCCAGUGUUUCUUGCAGGCAUGGGUCUUGCAUUUCUUUAUAUGACUGUUCUGGGCUUUGAUUGUAUUACUACGGGCUACGCGUACACUCAGGGUUUGAGUGGCUCUGUGCUAAGCCUUCUGAUGGGUGCCUCUGCAGUUACUGGCAUCAUGGGAACAGUAGCUUUCACCUGGCUUCGUCGCAAGUGUGGCUUGAUUCGCACAGGCCUUAUUUCUGGAGUAGCCCAGUUUGCUUGUCUGAUCUUAUGUGCCAUUUCUGUUUUCAUGCCUGGAAGUCCUCUGGAUUUGACUGUUUCCCCAUUUGCUGACAUCGGUGCCAGGCUGUUUGAAAGUGAACCAUUACCUACUAUUGCAUCUCCAGGAGAUAAGUCUGAAAUGGCUUUUGCAACUGGAAUGCCCAACUUGUUAAACGGGUCUACUCCUGCUAAUGGUGACCCAGAGAUGAGUCCUGAGCCUGUGCCUUUAAUCUCUGUUAGUCUCCUGUUUGCAGGAGUCAUUGCUGCUAGAGUUGGCCUUUGGUCUUUUGAUUUGACUGUCACACAGUUGCUCCAAGAAAACGUGAUGGAAUCUGAAAGAGGCAUCAUAAAUGGUGUCCAAAACUCCAUGAAUUAUCUCCUUGAUCUGCUCCACUUCAUCAUGGUCAUCUUAGCCCCUAACCCUGAAGCUUUUGGCUUAUUGGUGCUUAUUUCUGUGUCUUUUGUUGCAAUGGGUCACAUAAUGUACUUCAGAUUUGCUCAAAAAAGCUUGGGAACGCAGCUUUUUGCUUGUUGCACUCCUGAUCCCAAAGCAGUCUCUGACAGUUCACUACCUGGUAAUACAUCCACAGUCUGAAGGAAUUUGCUGCACAUGCAUCAUGGUUAGAUGUGUAGAAAUGGUCUUAAAAGGCAGUCUAAGGUGUUUCUCUAGAGUUGAAUGCAUAACUGACUAUUUAAGGCAGCCUUCCCAGAAGAAAUAGAAAUCAUCUCACAGUGAACCUACAUGUUUCAUUUUGGGCUAGGGACAACCUAGCUGGAUCUUAACAGCUAGCAUUUGGGAGGAUCCCCAGAUAUUACACAUGAAGUAUUUGAUCAGGAAAAAAAACUUUGAAUUUCUGUCCAACUCCUACAUCCUGAUGAUACUGUUUGGUAGUUACUUACUCACUUCAUCCAUGCUUGCUCAUUGUGCAGAAUAAGGUUUUUGCUUUAGAAAAGCUUGAUUUACUAUUUUUUGCUGUCCCCCCCCCCUUCUGUAAGCAUGUUCUGUUCCACGUAUUGCUCUUCUCUUCCCAAACUGGAUAAAACUUCCUUCUUGGAGAUCUGAAAGAGACUUAAGUUCUGGUAUUUUCCCGAAAUACAUCUAUUCUAGUUCAGCUUUACAGAAACACCUGUGCAGCUUUUCAUGUUUCUUUAUAAUUAGAUUAGUGCUAGGUGCAAAAUAUUGUAUUAUGCUUUUGCACUUUAUAAAACAUAACCUCAUUUCAGUAGAAGCUAUUGAUAUAAUGCAAUGUUAUAAAGCAUAGCUUUCUAACUCAAAUGCCAGAUAUGCUCACACUUGUAACAGUGUGCUAAGGUCAGGAGUACUGGUACAGAAAGAUAAGUCAAGGGCUGAUUUAGCCUUUGCCUCAGAGUACAAGCAGCUUUGGUUUAUUUUCAAAUGCCAUUGCUUUAAGAAAUCUUACUAAAAGCUGAUGUAGUAGCAAACGAUUACUAGUCCAGGCAAAACAUAUCCAAAAGUGGAUUAUUUACACUUACCUGUUUUACACUUAUGAAUUUUAUGACUUAAACUAUUCCAAGAUACUGCUAAAACAGUAUCAGACACUGGACUGUGUGGCCCUCUAGCAACUUCAGAGAAAUGGAGAAUGAUUUAUCCCUUUGAUUUCAAGAAGUUCUUGCAUUAUUUGACCCUGCAUGUGUACUAACACAGUGCUUCUAUCAUCGUUAACUGUUUAUGCACUUUUGUGGAAGCUACUCUAAGCACUUUGCUUUUCAGUGGAGUUGAAUCUUGCAGUAUUCUGUUUUCCUGCGGUGUGACAACAUGAUUUUUGAAGUUUUGUUUGCAAAAUUAGAAUGAAAAAUAAGAAAAGAUAUUUUUUACAUUUACUGACUUUUUAAAAAGGUUUUUUAUUUUAGGUACUUUCUUUAAUGUUAGACUUCGACCCUGGAAUGCAAGUGUAUCAACUCCAUGGACAUUAAAGGCGUUACAUCAGGGCUGAAUCUAGGCCAGUUAUUUAAAAAAAAAAAAAAAAAAAAAAAGUACAUAUCCGUCUAAACAGAAUGUAAAAAAAUCUGUAGUAGCUUCUAUCUCAGAUAUGGUAUUUUGUAAUAGGAAGGAAAGCAAAUGAAUCGGAAUCCAGUGUACAACCCAGUUGUAGCCAUCAGUAUUCAAUAACUGGAUGUAGUAAUUUUUUUCCUCUAAUAGACCAAAAGUAAUUAUUACUGAAAGGCUCUCAGGGAUGUUUUCAUUAGAUUUGUUAGUGUUUAUACUUUGACCAAUCUUCUGGGUUUUUUUUUUAUUGUAAUAGUGAAAUAUGUAGAGUAUUUUUCAAAUUUGACUCAAUCCUGAUUAUAACUUCUCAAGAAAAGGGAAUUUUGCUGAAAGCAAAGUUUAAGUCAGAAGAAAAAUUAGAAGCUUUUCUAGAUUUGCAGAAUAAAGACCCAAAGGAUAGCCUCUACAGUACACAAUAGCAAGUAGGAUCGAACCAGUAAGGAAUCUUGAAGUACACUAGUAAAUAAGAUCUCUGAUUUGCCAAAUAUGUUGCUUCCAUACAUCUAUUAGCUAAGCGGGGACCACAUUUUAAUAUUGCUGAGAACAAAGGAGGCCUUAAUGUCAGUAAGUGCCUCUAUACUGCAGUUUCAGGAACACCUGAAUGCCAUCGUGUAUACGUGAUUCCCUGUCUCUCAGAAACAAAGCUGGAAAUGUUUUGUGUGGGCUCCGUAGCCUACGGAAAUGCACUGUGCCUGAGGCCUAAUGCUGCAGCGUUAGGCACCAGGCACCCCUGAGAGGCACGUUCUCCUGCUGCCUGUGAUCCCCAAGAGGCCCCAUGCUGGCGGGUAGAUCUGGGAGCGUACCCUGUUUCCCUCUGCUCCCAACAUGAGUGUUUUUUUUUUCUUUCCCCUUUUUUCCUCUGAAGAGCAAUGUAGCCUUACUCUUAUGUCAGUAGAGUAGCUCUUUGUUUCACAAACAAUCCCAGUGCAUAUUGGCAUCUGGAUCUUAAGCCAAAAAAGUAGUAUCAGGAGGGGGCUGGCCCUUCUUAUUUUGCAUACAUACUGUCACUAGGAGUUUGUGUAUGCAAAGAAUAUAUUGCUGGAUGCUAAGGCAAUCCUAAAAGUUUGAAAGUAGCAAGAUGGACUCUGACUUUAACAGGAAUAAGGAGGUCUGUAUUGGAAAUCAGGUGUAUUUUGGACCUAGUCAGAAAAUGUCAAAUAUGCUGUGUGAGUACACACCCAUGUGUGUAUAUACUUUAACAUACACACAGACACCUGUUAUGGUUAGUGCUUUGAAGCAAUGUGGAGCCUGAAGUUUUACUUAGCAGGACUUUUGUUAAGUAUGCAUUUUUGGCCUACUAUUUAUUUAUUUUUUUGGAUGUCCUAUCUGGAUGAAAACUGCCCUUAAAAUGUGCACACUAAAAAUCAAUCUUACCAGAAUAGUGUAUUUUGUUAUACAACUUUAUGCUGGACAUAGUAUUGAUUGAUAUAUUAAUCUUGUUAAUAAAGCUUUUGAAUAAAUUUG
This is a messenger RNA of Rhea pennata, 4782 nucleotides long. RefSeq names its product solute carrier family 40 member 1 (gene SLC40A1). The transcript has 8 exons. The record is from RefSeq and is a predicted model, not a curated record. Bases 178 to 1905 code for a protein of 575 amino acids. Gene Ontology annotation, biological process: iron ion transmembrane transport. Gene Ontology annotation, molecular function: iron ion transmembrane transporter activity; peptide hormone binding. NCBI's taxonomy places the organism in Eukaryota, Metazoa, Chordata, Aves, Rheiformes, Rheidae. Gene Ontology annotation, cellular component: basolateral plasma membrane.